ACUUCCGGUGGCGGCAGGGCGGGGUUUGUUGUGAGCGGACCUGAGAGAGGACACUCAGCAGGAACAUGGCGGCCGCUCGGUCCGCUGAACGGCCCGGGACCGCGGCCAGCGCCGCCGCCGGCAGGUCCCGGUCCGGAGCUGCGAGCGGCCCCGGGUCGAGUCCACCGGAGGACGAGGGGACCAAGUGCGCGGCGUGUGCGGAGGGUCCGUCCGGGGGCAGCCCGCCCUGCGGACACCCGGCCUGUCCGCUCUGCCGGGCCCGGAGACACCCAGCCACCGAGGAGCGGCUCCGGAGGAGGAGUGACCCCGAGAAGAGCAGCAGCAGGACGGGCAGGAGAGAGUUCUUUGUGUGUCCUGCUCUCUUCGCUAAGUCAGCUGACGUUUCAUCAGGAGCAAGCGGGAAACACAAGCUGCUGUUGUGUGACGACAGAGAAGAGUUUAGGAGACGUAAAGACGACUCACUGCGACGUGACGGCAUUGGAGUUCUGUCGGAUUCCGAGAACGAGGAGCCCAUCAGGAAGAUCAGGAACGUCUCUGCCUUCGUCCGGAAAACCAAAGCCUCGUUAGUUGUUGCUGGUGGUGCUCAGAGGAGUCGAAGCUGCACCGACCCGGUGGAGGUAGGAGGAGGGAAACUGAAGGUCACCGCUCAGCCGGCCAUGAUGGACCAGGUCGGGAUCAGUCACAGCUACACGGCAGGAAUCCUUCUCUCCUCUGAGAAUAGUCGCUCCGUCUCGGCUCCGAUCGCUGCUCCUGACCGGAGGCUCACCUGGCGAGCUGUGAUCACAUCAUCGUCAUCAUCUUCCACUCCUCUGGUCCUCCCUCUGCCUCAGCCCGAGCGCUCCAUCAGCCCUGAGAGCAACGACAGCAUCUCAGAAGAGCUCAACCACUUCAAGCCCAUCGUCUGCUCGCCGUGCACGCCGCCCAAACGUCUCCCAGACGGCCGUCUGUUGGAACCCACCAUUGUUAAGUCCACGCCUCGGAAUCUGACCCGCGGCCUGCAGAAAUCCACCAGCUACGAGGCCAGUCCUGCUGUGCUUCAGAAGUGGAGACAGAUCGAGCUUGAUCGCCAGAAUCUCAAAGUGAACUCCAAGGCCACGCUGACCAGCCCCAUCACAGAGGUCCACAACAAGACCAGCGUCGGCGAGGAUGCCACAAAGACUCGUGUGUCUUCUGCAGGAGACGGGCUGACAUCCACCAACAAGAGGAGGCUGCUCUUCGAUCCUCCAGCCGGAGACACGGACACCUUCCAGAAACAGUCCGUGAUGAUCCGGGUACCUGCUAUCCGCUACAGCAGUGAUGCAACUUUCAGAGGAAGUUCAGACUAUGAAUCGACAGUCGCAGUUCCUGAAUCCUGCAGCGCGGGGGUGGUGUUUAGUCGAAAACAAUCAUUCUCCCCGUAUUCUAAGAACUCUGGUUUCCAGUCAUGUAAAUUAGUGCCAAAGGACUCGCAGAGUCCCAGGAAAGAGUCUGACAGUACCAUCCACAACCAGUCUACCUCAAGGAGGGGCAAGAAGAGGAAGCAGAAGACGAAGCACCUGGACUCAGACCGCGACGCUGACAUGAAGAGGAGCCGGCCCGGCAGCCAGGACGCCUUCGACGAGCGGUACAUCUGUCAGAUCCAGCAGGAGCGCCAGGACCGGGUCCUCGCCCUAAAGCUGCAGAGACAGUUUGACCUGGAGAACCAGACUGUCAACCGCAGGAGGAGCCCCGACACGUACUUCCUGCGAUCCUGGAUGUCCAAUCAGAACCGCAGGAGGCGUGGUCUAAGGAGAUCCCGACGAAUCAACAAGAAGUACUAAAAAGGAUUUGUCUGCUGACUCAGCACAAUGUCAGACAGGAAGUGGUUCAAAUAUGCAAAGUGAUGAGAGGUUUGAUGAGUAUGAAUGUUUUUCAAUCGUCGUCUCAGCAGCGACAAGUUUAAUGUCCUGAACAUGUUUUAUUUUCUUUGCACCAGCAAAUCACCAAAAACUGACUCAGUGAGACCAAGGUGAAAAUGAUCCGCUGCGAUAGAAACACAUCGUCAUGACGACCCAACACAGAUCACUGAUUAAUUUUACAUUAAACUGAUGUUGCAGCAAUAAUUGAUGGUAACUGAUCAAUGAUCAAUAAACAGUUUAUCAUUUGUCUUCACUGUUCCAUCAAACAGACGCCGCUUAAAGACAGAACCAUUUUCACUGUUGAUUCACCUGCACGUUAUAUUUCAUCAACUUCAUUGAAACAUCACCGAUGGUUGGAAACGAUCAAACAGUAUCAAAAUAAAAACCUGUGGAUCGUCUGUUGAGCCGAUGUGUAACAACAAAGACAACUUGGGCCUCCUGUGUCUCAGGCACAAGUUGUGCAUGUGUCCAAGAAAUGCUAUAGACACAUGGAACAGUAGGGGGCAGUGUAGUUUACGAUCUGAGUGCUGUGUUGCGCCCUCUAGUGGGAUAAUCAUGUAACAUGUAAUACACAGUAUGCAAACACACUGUUACGAGGCUCAUCAUUAUGCAGACUCUGCUCCUCUGAUGUUUUCUAAUCAUCACACUUAGAACUGAUCUUUAUAAAAACCUGCUGAAUUCAUAUUUAUGUUCCUGGAUAAACGGGGCGUCGCAUCUUCUGCAACAAAGAAGUUAAAGCACUGUGUUAUGUCGUCAUCUGGGGGAAGAACUUCCGUCUGCAGGAGUGUGUCUUUAUUUGUCUCUCGCUCUUCACACAAACUGACAAUCACAUUUAUUAAGUUAUUAAUCGAUAGUGCAGGAUCAUGAAUCUGGAUCAUUCAGGUCACUAACCCUGAUGUCCUGACUGCGUCUCAUGUGUGUAGCAGGUGAACUUUGUGCUCACAAAAUGUUGGACUUUUUUUCAAUGUGUUAAAACGUGUCUCAUACACUCGACGUAUCAAACAAACACAAACUAAACUUCAGUUCUGUUCAGGUCCUAAUAACCUCGGAUCAGGGCUGGUGUUGAUUGUUGAUGUGUAAAGUGAGGCAGGUCAGCGGGGACAGCUCGGAACAUAGUGGAAACCCGACAGUUCGUGAAUGCAUCUAUUGUAUUAACCAAAUUAACCGACAUGAGCAAGAGUAAGUCAACUAGAGUUCGUAAAUGUCGGUUUUGAUCAUUUUCGGUGGAUUGCCAAAUGGUUACUGUAGUCCAGACGGAGAUUCACCUCAUUACUCUGCAGGAGAGAAAGUCAUGUGACAGGACGAGCGAGCCUCAUUGGUAGUUGUGAUGAAAUAAUUCGGUGGAAGCAGGAAGUGAGAUAACUUGUCGUAUUGGCGUUCUGUGAAGCGAACACUAACCUGAGCUAAGGUUAGACCUCAGCAGCUGAUUACUUUUUUAUAAAAAGAAAAUACAUCUUGUUUUGUUAAAUCAUCAGUGAAAACACCAUCUUAAAUCUGACAAGAAACAGGAAAUGACCUCAACUGUUUAGUUAAAUAGUUUCUGUUUAUUUUACUGUCGAUCGAUUUAUUGAUUAAUGAUAUAUUGACUAUAGAUUAUUGAAACAGAUUGUUGAUAGAUUAUGUUAAAUAUUGAAAAGAGCUAAAUAUAGCUACGUGAGGCUAAAGUGGAUUUAAUCAGAGUUGAGAUUAAAGUAAAAAAGCUGAGUUUGUUUCUGAUGAAUUUGCCGAUGAAGUUUAUCUGACAGCGACCCAGAGAUAAAGUGGAGCCGAGGGAACACAACUUUAUUAAAGAAACAGUCACAGAAAACGUCUCAACGCUUCAACCUUCAUCAGUUGAUUUUAAAAUGUAAAAACAAACCAAAUGUAAUAAGUUGUUUUACUGUGUAAUGUGAUCACAUGACUUCCUCUCAGCUGCCUCCUGUUUCUGAGUGACAUGAAUAUCUGAUGAUUGAUGAUUGACAGUCUGUGUGUCUGAUGGAGCUGAAGGGCUUUUUCUCCCCUGAUGAUACUGAUAUGCACAUUUUCUAAAGUAGGUGUGAAGCUUUGAUGGUUGAGUUGAUGCAGUGUUUUCAUGCUGAGUGCCAAACCACCACAGACGGAUGGACCAUGUUUCUAUAGUGAUUCACUAGUUUUAUAUGACGGCGAGGAGGAGACCAAGAAAAACUAAAUGACCUGAGACCA
Hippoglossus stenolepis (Pacific halibut) is the source of this 4058-nucleotide messenger RNA. RefSeq names its product ring finger protein 169 (gene rnf169). Gene Ontology annotation, biological process: double-strand break repair. The record is from RefSeq and is a predicted model, not a curated record. The coding region runs from base 66 to 1799 and encodes 577 amino acids. NCBI's taxonomy places the organism in Eukaryota, Metazoa, Chordata, Actinopteri, Pleuronectiformes, Pleuronectidae. Gene Ontology annotation, cellular component: site of double-strand break; nucleus. Gene Ontology annotation, molecular function: ubiquitin-protein transferase activity; nucleosome binding. The transcript has 6 exons.